AUGAUCGCCGCGGCGUUUCUGGUGCUGCUGAGGCCGUACAGCAUCCAGUGUGUCCUGCUCCUGCUGCUCCUUCUGCUCGGAACCAUAGCCACCAUCCUCUUUUUCUGCUGCUGGCACCGCAAGCUCCGCGAUGGGAAACAUCCGAUAAAAUCCGUGCUCUCCGGACGCUCGAGGAGCCGCGGUGAGUUUGGCCUCAGAACGCAUCACUUUCGGUCUGAGGGCUUCCGGCACAGUCCGCGCCACACCAGGAGGGUCGCGCGCGCCCGCGCGGCGGAGGAGAAGCCCAUCCUGGUGGAGGCGCCAGAGAGCGACCCGGACUCGGCUUCCGCUGCGAGGAAGCGCAAAGUGAAGAAGAGAGUCCUGCCGGAGUUUUACCAGUCCGUGCAGGUCACCCCGACACGCAAACCUAGUUCCAGUUCGGGAAACCCGUCCCUCCACUGCUCCAUGUCUUCGUCGGCGGAUUUCUCGGACGAGGACGAGUGCAGCUACAGAUCUGGUUCGGCGUCGCCGGCCCCCGGGGACACGUUGCCAUGGAACCUGCCCAGGCACGAGAGGUCCAAGAGGAAGUUCCACGGGGGCUCCGUGCUGGACCCCGCGGAGAGAGCCGUGCUCCGGAUCGCAGAUGAGAGAGACAGAGUGCAGAAAAAGACUUUUACAAAAUGGAUAAAUCAGCAUCUACUGAAGGUACGGAAGCAUAUAAAUGACCUGUAUGAAGAUUUGCGAGAUGGACAUAACUUGAUCUCGCUGCUGGAGGUCUUGUCUGGAGACAAAUUGCCUCGGGAAAAGGGGCGGAUGCGCUUCCACAGACUCCAGAAUGUACAAAUAGCACUGGACUACUUAAAGAGGCGGCAGGUCAAACUUGUAAAUAUCAGGAAUGACGACAUAACGGAUGGGAACCCGAAGCUGACCCUGGGAUUGAUCUGGACCAUCAUUCUGCACUUUCAGAUCUCAGAGAUCCAUUUUGAAGGGGUGUCUGAGGACAUGACAGCCAAGGAGAGGCUGCUGCUCUGGUCCAAGCAGACCACUGACGGCUACGUCGGCAUCCGCUGUGAAAACUUCACUACCUCCUGGAGGGACGGGAGGCUAUUUAACGCCAUCAUCCACAAAUAUAGGCCAGACCUGGUUGAUAUAAGCCGAGUGUCGACUCAGACCAGCAGAUCAAAUCUGGAACAGGCCUUCUGUCUGGCAGAACAGCUGGGGGUGACCAGGCUGCUGGACCCUGAGGACGUAGAUGUUCAGUCCCCUGAUGAAAAAUCAGUUAUCACGUACGUCUCCUCACUGUAUGAUGCCUUCCCCAAAGUACCUGACGGAGUCGACGGUAUCAGUGCUAAUGAUGUUGAUAUCAAGUGGGUGGAGUACCAGAAUAUGAUCAAAUACCUCAGCCAGUGGAUCAAACACAACGUGACUGUAAUGUCGGACAGAGCAUUCCCCAACAACCCUGUAGAACUCAAGGCACUUUAUACACAGUAUUUGCAGUUUAAAGAACAUGAAAUCCCACUGAAAGAGAAUGAGAAGACCAAAAUUAAACAUCUGUAUAAAAUGCUAGAGGCGUGGAUUGAAUUUGGACGCAUUCAGUUGCCCCAAGGUUAUCACCCAAAUGAUGUGGAGAAGGAAUGGGGCAAAUUGAUCGUGGCUAUGCUGGAAAGGGAGAAAUGUCUGCGACCUGAGGUGGAAAGACUGGAGAUGCUGCAGCAGAUUGCCAACAGGGUCCAGCGGGACUGUGUCAAUGGAGAAGACAAGCUAGCAUUGGCCAAAACUGCCCUGCAGUCGGAUAUAAAACGUCUUGAGUCUGGUAUUCAGUUCCUGAAUGAGGCUGAAAUUGCUGGCUACCUUUUGGAGUGUGAGACUAUUCUCAGACAACAAGUGGUGGACAUCCAAAUUCUUCUUGAUGGGAAAUUCCCCUUUGCAGAUCAGCUGGUCCAAAGGGUAUCAAAACUUCGGGAUGACCUUCUAGCCCUCAGAACUGAAUGUUCUUCUGUGUAUAGAACGGGUCACACCCUGACCACAGAACAAACCAAGAUGAUGAUCUCAGGCAUCACACAAAGCCUAAACUCAGGCUUCUCCCAGAACCUUAACGCCGGUCUGACCCCUGCACUCACCCCCGGGGGUCUGGUCACCCCAGGAUCAACUUUCACCUCUAGCCUUACCCCUUGUCUGCCCUCAACCUUGACCCCUGCCUUGACCCCCGGCCUGCAGCCUCCUUCAGUCCAGGCUUAUGUGGGGGGUGGAGGGGGUGUAGACCCAGGGUCACUCAAGCAUCUGAAACACAUGCAGAUACGCAAACCUCAAGGAAAAUCUUCAUGGGUGGACCCCAACAUGACAGAGGAGGAGGUCAACAUGAAUUUUAUUCAAGACCUGCUCAACUGGGUGGAGGAGAUGCAGAUGCAGUUGGACCGUGCAGAGUGGGGAUCAGAUUUGCCAAGUGUUGAAACGCAUUUAGAGAAUAGCAAAAGUGUACACAGAGCCAUUGAAGAAUUUCAGAUGAGUCUCAAAGAAGCCAAACUCAGUGAGAUUCAAAUGACCCAACUUCUAAAAUCAACUUAUUCUGAAAAACUGAACAAGUUAGAGAGCCAGUAUGAGAGGCUACUUAACCAAUCAAGAGAGCGGCAGAGCCACCUGGAGAGCCUGCACGACUUUGUGUCGCGGGCUACCCAGGAGCUUAUAUGGCUAAAUGAGAAAGAGGAAGAGGAGGUUGCCUUUGACUGGAGUGAUCGCAAUAGCAACAUCUCUAAGAAAAGGGACUAUCAUGCCGAUCUAAUGAGGGAGCUGGAUGAAAAGAAGGAGGUGAUGAAAUCCGUGCAAGACAAGGCAGAAAACCUUCUCCUCAAGAACCACCCUGCCAGACUAACUAUUGAAGCGUACAGAGCUGCCAUGCAGACCCAAUGGAGCUGGAUCUUGCAGCUCUGCUCUUGUGUAGAACAGCAUCUCAAAGACAAUGCAGUUUACUUUGAGUUUUUCACUGAUGCCAAAGAGUCCAUGGACAACCUCAAGAAUCUACAAGAAGCCAUUCAAAGAAAGUAUAGCUGUGAUCGAACAAGCAGCUUACACAAGCUUGAGGAUCUUCUUCAGGAGUCCAUGGAUGAGAAAGAGCAGCUCCUUCAGUACCGUAGCACUGUAGCUGGGUUAGUGGGCAGAGCGAAAACCGUCAUUCAGCUCAGGCCCAGAAACACAGACAACUUUGUGAGGUCUUCCAUUCCUGUCAAAUCCAUCUGUGAUUACCGUCAGAUAGAGAUAACCAUCUAUAAAGAUGAUGAGUGUGUGUUGGUCAAUAACUCUCACCGAGCCAAGUGGAAAGUGAUCAGCCCUGCAGGAAACGAGGCCAUGGUGCCCUCUGUCUGCUUCACAGUACCGCCACCCAAUAAAGAGGCUGUUGACAUGGCUGGCAGAAUUGAACAACUAUACCAGAAUGUUCUGGCUUUGUGGCACCACUCCCAUAUCAACAUGAAGAGUGUGGUGUCUUGGCACUGUCUUAUGGCUGAUAUCCAAGCCAUCCGCAACUGGAACGUGGCCUCAAUUAAGACCAUGUUGCCCGGUGAGCAUCAGCAGGUCUUGAGCAAUUUGCAGUCCCACUUCGAGGAUUUCCUGGGAGACAGUGAAGAGUCUGAAGUAUUCAUGGUGGCAGACCGCGCCCAGCUCGAGAGGGAUGUAGCUGCCUGCAAGGAGUUUUACGAAGAGCUGCUCAGAUCUGCUGAGAGAGAGGAACACGAAGAGUCUGUUUGUAAUCAUUACAUCUCAGAGAUACGCAACUUUCGAAUGCAUCUUGAAGCCCAUGAGGAACGCUUGAUCAGGCAAAUCCGUACUCCGCUGGACAGAGACAACCUGGAGCAAAGUCUACUGUCCAUUAAAGAGCACGAGAAGAAGACAGCAGAGCUGAACCAGCUGAAGGAAGACCUUGAGGUCAUGAAGAAGAAGUGUGAGAUGUUCCUCAGACAGGCUUCAGCCUCCCCAUCUGUUCCGACUCUUUCCUCCGAGCUCAACGUCCUCAUUCAGAGCAUGAGUCAAGUCUACUCCAUGUCUUCCAUCUAUAUGGAAAAGCUGAAGACAGUGAGUUUAGUAGUGAAGCACAGCCAGGGUGCAGAGGCACUAGUUAAAGCCUAUGAGUCAAAACUCUAUGAUGAAGAUGCUGUGAAUUCUGACCUCAAGACCAUUGAGACAGACAUUUCCAUGCUCAAGCAAUGGCGAACAGAGAUUGAUGAGAAGCAGGAGGUGUUCCACAACAUGCAGGAUGAGCUGCAGAAGGCACGAGCCAUCAGUGAUCGCAUGUUUAAGGCCCACAACGAGCGUGACUUCGACCUGGAGUGGCACAAAGAGAAAGCUGAUCAGCUGAGCGAGAGAUGGCUUAACGUUCACUCCCAGAUUGAUAGCAGGUUGCGGGAUCUUGAAGGUAUCAGCAAAUCUCUGAAGUACUAUAAAGAUUCUUACAACACCCUCAAUGACUGGGUCACAGACAUGGAAGCCACACAGCUAAAGGCCCAAGAAAACAAACCAGAAGAUAGUAAGGCUCUCUCUGAGCUGCUGAAUAAACAGAAGGUCCUUGCAGCUGAAAUUGAACAAAAACAGAGCAGAGUUGAUGAAUGCCAGAAGUACUCGGAGCAGUACUCUUCAGCUGUAAAAGACUAUGAACUUCAGUUGAUGACCUAUAGAGCAAUGGUUGACUCCCAACACAAAUCCCCCCUCAAAAAACGGAGGAUUCAGAGCUCUUCCGACACCAUCCAACAGGAGUUUAUGGAUCUCCGAACCCGCUACACUGCUCUUGUUACUCUUCUGACACAGUAUGUGAAGUUUGCUAGUGAAACACUGAAGAGAACUGAGGAUGAGGAGAGAUCUGUUGAUGAGGAGAAGAGAGAGCAUGGUGAUAAAGUUAGCAAACUGCUGCACUGGGUGUCCAACGUGAAACCGAGCCUGAACAAUGACGGUACAGCUCUGAAAGAUGGUAACGCCAACCAAGAAGCUCCUAACAAGCCCCAGGUUUCGAUGGAGGAGAUGGUAACCAAGAAGGAGCAAAUAGCAGAAGCGCUGAGGUCCACGCAGAUGAUGCUGAAUAAACAUAGUGACAAGAUGAGUGAGGAGGAGAAGCAGAAGGCCCAGGAGCAGCUCAGGGCUCUCAGCCAGGCCUACUGUGAUCUCUCACAACACUGUGCGGAUCAGACGCCCUCUGCAGACCAGGAUUUGGCAAGCGCAGAUGACAUUUCUAAGCCAGAGGAUGGAGAUGCGCACUCUGGUCGAAGUAGCUUGAUUGAUCAGAUGGCUGGAGAUGUUCUGUCAGAGGCCCAGUCUAAAAAAACGUCUGAUUUCCUGAUGUCGACAGACUUGGAUUCUCUGAAGCAAGAUCUUACUAAUAACUCAACUCUGUGUAGACUGAGUUCACAAUUCUCCUCUGUACCGCUUUCUGAAAUAGCAAUAGCAAGGAAAGGAGGCAUCUCUGAGCAACUAAUCAUCAAAGUAAUGGAGAUCAAACACGGCAGUGAUGGUUCGAAGGUGGGCUAUACAGGGGAAGCAAUGAGCCUGGAGACAGCGUUUCAGUUUGGCGUGAUUCCUGCUUCUCUGUAUGUAGAGGUUCUUCAGAGGCACAAGACCCGGGAGGAUCUCAUGUGUCCCGACACGGCUGAAAAGGUUUCAGUGUUAGUGCCUGAGCAGAGGAGUACACCUUGUGAGGAGAACGGACUGGUAUCUAAGGGCCAAUAUGGAGAUAUACAACUGAGGCCAGGGAUGGGUGCUAGUGUCAUGGGAGAUUUUAGUGAAGGCUCAAUAAAUCAGAAGGCCAGACUCAGGCUUUUAGGGCCUCAGAUGAUGUUGAGGGGAGUUAGUGACUCCAAAACAGAUGGAGCGACUGAGGAAGAGGGCUGGUUGGAGAAUGUCAUAGAUCAGAAUACGUCAGGUAUGAUCCUGUGUCCACAGAGCCAACUCGGAAGCAUUGUGAACCUCCAGGACGAGGGCAAGCUAACAGUGGAUGAAGGUGUUCAGUGUGAUAUGAUGCGCUAUAGCAGCACACUCAUCGUGCUUGGUAAACAGUGGGAGUUUAUGGGACUUGUAUUGCCUUGCUCUGGGGAAAUCUUCACCAUGUCCACCUCAAGGCAGCACACAUUCGGUGGCACCGAAUUUAGUAGCAAACUGCUCAGUAACCGACAAAAGAUAGCUGCUUUUUACAUACCAGAAAAUUCUGAGGUGGUAGACGUCGCCUCUGCCGUUAAAGAUUGUUUGAUUGACAGUUGUACAGCAGAGGUUUUGAAAACUAUAGAAUUUUCUGAUGCGUUUUCGGAUUUUGAUCAACUUAGUGCAAAAUUUUCAUCUUGGCUAAUGUUUAAAGAGCUUAACAUUGUUGGAGGCUGUCAUGUCACAGAUUGUCCAGAUGUUGGAGAAAGGAACAUUAAUUCCCCGUCUCCCAAAGAGGCAAGACAAUUAUUCAUCUCCUACCUUAUGAUGAACAGCUACAUCGAUCCAGACACCAACCAGAGGCUGUUAAUACUUGAUAGACAGUUUUCGAAAAUAGCGAGACAAUUCGUUGAGGAUCCAGACAUUUUUGAAAGCAGAGAACCGAAAUAUUCAUCUCUCACUUCAAAUAUCAGUGCUGGCCAAGAAAAGGUAGAUUUACAGUUGUCUUUCGAGAGCGAAAAAGACACGGUGGUUUUGUUGCACAUAAAUGUGGAAACAGAUGAUUUAAUGAAAAAUGGGCAAGCAUUUGACCGUCAGGAUUUUGGUCCCUUGGUGAAUGAGGACACGUCUGAUGAAAAAAUCUCAGGUAAUGAUGAGGUACUUCAACAACUACAACCCAUGGAGGAGUGUUCAGUAGAUGAGUACUCUGUUAGGGGCACCUUACAUUGUGAUCCAAAUGAACAUGUAUUUCAGAAGUACACAAAUGGCACACACGAUGCUAAUGUUGAAAACUGUCCAGGUAUUGCUGGAAAUGUAGAAACUGAAUUUGGAGAUGCUGUUAGUCAAGGUAUGGAUAUCCCUGUUGUUCCGGAGAAUUCAGACCUUCCCACCUCAUUUUCAGGGAAUAAUGCAGACGUCAGCUUGCCCUUACCGGUAGAUGACUGCAACAUUCAGAUAUCACCUGUCAACUCUUGUCAUCAAACACAAACACGACAUGAUCCUGAUUCAGUGUGUGUGCUUUUAAGAGGUGCUGAUGAAACAGCCACAGAGUUGCCAAGCUCUGUGGAUGUUUUUUGGGGGGGAAACGAACAAGACUAUGCCAUUCAUCUUCUAAGAGCCCAGGUUGAGGAGGGGGGCAUUUUGGAUGUCACAUCUGGGAAGCGCUAUGACCUGGAGGCGGCUGUCAGUAAGGGCCUUGUUGAUGGGGGGAUGGUAUUAGAGCUGCUUUCACUGCAGCAAACAGGAAAAAGAGGUAUCACGGGGGGUGAUGAGGGCAAAAUGUCUAUCCUAAAACAAGCAGUGUCAGAUGGCUGCAUAUCUUCUAAUGUUGCUCUCCAUAUUAUGGAGCAACAGAGCCUUUUGGGUGGUGUGUAUGACUCACAAUCUGGUUGUCUUAUAAGUGCUGGUGAGACACUGGACUGCGUAUCCAUUAGUGGUGAAUUUGUUGAUGCAAUCCUUCAUUCAGCCCCGAUACCCGAGCCCAUCAUCUACCCAGAGGGAAAAUGGAGUCAUUGCACCCCUGAUAACCAAAGCCAGGGAUUCACAAACGCAAAUGAGAUUGAGAAUGAAUGGCAUGAGAAAACGGAGAAGAAAGUUGCCGUCAUGGUGCUUGAGCUCACCGAUGAGCAGGCUGAUAAAAAAGGGGUCGAUAUUAAGAGCCAACAUGCGUCAGAGAACUGGAAGGCAGGAGGAAAUGUAGAGGAGAUGAGUAAUCAUCCUCGUCCUUUACAUCCCCCUUUCAUUGAUCAUGAGCUGGCCUGCAUUCAGAUGACCACACCCAGCUCACAGAGUCAGGUUACAGAGAAAUGUGCUAUUCAUCAGUCUGACAGAACAUCUUUACUGAGUCAAGACUGUGACCGAGAGGUGUUACUCAGUAGUGAUCUAAUGGAUAUGACCUGUCAGUCUGGAAAUAUCAUUCAAAAUGCUGCUCAACUGAACUUGUCGCAGCUGUCUGAUUUGAGUGAUGGAGCACAUGAGGGUAACGUUCAGACUGACAGCCAGAGUAAAUAUGCUGUCUCUCUUGAACAGCCCUCUAGGGGAGAUGGCUUACAAGUAAAUGAAGAUUUUCUCAGAGCUGAAUGUCACGCCUUGGUGGGGAAUCAGGCUGUGAGUCCUGUUCAGAGCGACUCGGGUGUGUCAUCACCCUUCAGCGAUGUGUUUUUUGAAGAAGGUAGGAUGGAGAAUGUAGUUGGGGCUAUUCAGUCAUCCCUGGUCAGUGAGCUAGCUCUGAGUGCAGAUUACUCAUCACCCAGGGAGUUGUUUGAAAGCACUUUUACCUCAGACUCCCAGUCGAAUGAUGUCCAUGUGAAAAUGAUCACAGAAGAUGACAUAAUUACAUUACCUCAGCAACCAGUAUGCUAUAAUUCAGAGCCAGAUUUCAGUACUGAAAAUGAGCCCAAAUGCUGCCAAAAUGGUCUGACCGAAAGCUCGCUUCACUGUGAGAUAACUCCACAGCAACUGAAUUACUCCUCUCAACAAUCAGUUAUUUCAGGUGAAUUUGAUUCAACAUUAAACAUUGUCAGUCGUGGCUGUGAUGUCGAAGAGUCAGAGCUUUGCAAAUCGGUUCCUAUUGGAAUCGUUGCGGGGAUGUCAAUGACUUAUAACUGUCUGACAAAUUCAAAUGACAGUGCUGCCGAUGAGAUUGACUCGAAUGACUGUGAGAUUUACCCAGAGAGGCAACAUUGGGACAUUUUCACAGUCAGCAAUGAAGACAAGCAGACGUCCAUGUCUACACAUGCACAGUCAGCGGAGACAAGUGAUAGCAAAUGCAGUGAAGGUAUUAAUGAAUGGGCCUCGUGCUCAAACCUAGCGUUGGGAUCAGACAUCGAGUCGGUGCAUUUUUCAGAUGGAGUAUUGGCAGGUUUAGGAUUAGAGUUGUUCACAGAUGGAAGCAACUUAGAUACGAGUCAUUUAGUUGAGAAUCCCCAAGUAUUUACUGAUGUUCUGUUGGAUUACACAGUUAUAUCUGAUACUGAGUGUCAACCCACAUCAAUUAUUUCUAGUGCAGUAAGGUCAAGCCAAGAUGGGCAGGGUAAAAUAAGUGUGGAAAGAGAUAUCCACGACUUGGAGGAGGUAGAAACUCAAGAUGUUGAAGGUGUUGCCAAUGUGAUCGAGAGCAUUCCUCAGUCCUCAUGGAGAGAUAAUUUGGUUGAAAAUAGCACAACCUGUGGAUUUAAGGCAAGUAGCUCAGACUCUGCUAUGGAGUUUCUGGAGCUGGAUGCCCCAGUUUCCAAGAGCACAGAAACAGGGAACUCAGAUUGGAUACCCCAAGAACAAAAAGUCCAGGAGGAGACACACAGUUCAGAUGUUACAAGCAUCCAGUCCCAACUACUGCAGGUUCUUCAGAGCAUGUCCUCAAACCAAGACCCAUCCCUGCUGCAGGGUGUGAUGGAGACCUUAUGUACUGUUCUGGGUGGUGCUUCUCAGGAGGACAGACGCCACACCCUGGAGAUCAUACAGGAAGAGAUCACAGAAGAGGAGGCUGAGCUGUCAACAGAGGACAUCUCAGAUCUCUCUCUCACUACCCAAAUUAGUCCCCAGCCAUCUGUACAGACUGAUUCCGAUGUCAUGAAAGCCAGAGACGUCGCAUUAAAUGAUACGCUGUACUCCAUCCAUGAUUAUUUGGAGUGUGUUGGGAGACUGCAGGAUCAUGCUGAUGUUUUAGACGAUGUCAGAACUGACCUCUUAGCUCAGGCACCCUUGACCAGCAACGUAGAAGAGUUACAGAAUCAACUGGAAAAAUCACAGGACACGGAGAGCAAUCUACUGAAGAGGAUCCGGCUUGAAUUAGAGGACCUAGCCUUUGAUAUCCAGUGCUUUAUAUCCGAGCACACCCAGUCCUUGAGCCCGACUAAGAGCAAGCACCUUCUCAAAUUAUUGAGCACCACGCAGCGGGCCUUCAGGGAACAAACCGAGGCUCUGGUUACCCAGAGACGCAUCCUGGAAGAUAUUCUAGAGACCAGGGAGAGAGAGAGUCAGCUGAAGUGUGUAGUGGAGAAACACAAGGAGUUUUCAAACAAGUUGGAGGAACUCUGUGACAGCCUGACCCUGACAGAGAACCGGCUGAUUGGUCAUCAGCAACAGGCAGAAAACACAGAAACUGUCAGAGACCUGCAGCAAUAUCAGCAGGAGCAUCAGGCUCUGCAGAAAGAUGUGCUGACAAAUGCGAGUGCCUUGAAUGAGGUUAUCACCAGUACUAAAAAGUUUCUGGAGGAGAACCAGAGCAAGCUGACGCCUGAACAAAUCACUGACAUCGAGAACAAGUUAGAGGAGGCCAAGAGCAAAGCCAAACUCAUUGACCAACGGGCUGAGGAAUCCAGGAAAGACUUGGAGAAGGUUGUUACCACAGCUAUAAAACAGGAGAGUGAGAAGGCUGCAGCUGUUGAACAGCUUGAAGAAAGCAAGAACAAAAUUGAGGGUCUCCUGAGCUGGAUAUCCAACAUAGGGAAUGAGAAAGAGACCGGUCUUGAACAAACCGGCCAUAUAAGCCGACAAAAUGGAAACAUUACAGAUGAAACGUACGCCAAGGGCUUGAUGGAAGAGGAUGAUGACGCCAAUGGAAACGCUCCACAAACUACAGAAAAUGAUGGUGUGAGGGAUGUGAGUGGGAAGCCCUCCUCUUCACUGGACCUUGACAAACAGUAUGACAGACUCAAGGCCCAUCAUCAGGAGAUUCUGUCCAAGCAGCAGGAUCUGAUCAUGGCCACCCAGUCCGCCCAGGCUCUCCUCGACAAGCAGGCUCAGAUGCUGUCACCGGAGGAGAAGGACAAACUACAGAAGGACAUCCAGGAGUUGAGGGGGCGCUACGAGACCUCCUUAGCGCAGGCCGAGCAGCAAAUGAAGCAGGUGCAGUGUGUCCAGGAGGAGCUCAAGAAGUUUCAAGGUGACUGUGAGGAGUUUGAAGUGUGGAUAAACCAGGCUGAAGGAGCAUUAGAGGAAUUGGGGGUGCCUGCUGACAGCCUCAAUAUUCUCAGCGACAACCUCCAGCACCAGAAAAACUUCUCAGAAGAUGUUAUCUCUCACAAGGGGGACCUGCGCUUUAUCACUAUGUCAGGUCAGAAAGUAUUAGACGUGGCUAAAGGCUGUGGAGGCGCUGAUGCAGGGAACAGAAAUGCCCAGAUGCAUGUGGAUACAACGGGAACCUGUGCAGCAGUCAGGAGUAAACUGGAGUCAGCAGCCAGUCGCUACAAAGCUCUGCAUUCUGAGUGCAAUCAACUUGGCAACAACCUCAAAGACGUGGUGGACAAAUACAAGAAGUAUGAAGACUCAUCUGUUGGUCUUUUGAAGUGGCUCGACAGCUCAGAGGAGGAGGCGAGAAGGCAGCAGUCAGAGGCCAUUGCUGCUGACCCACAAUCACUACAGAAACAGCUGGAAGAGACCAAGGCCCUGCAAGGUCAAACAACUGGACGUCAGGCAGCAGUUGACAUGCUACGUAAAACAGCUGACUCUUUGACAGCGUCGGAGGGAAACCUGUUGAGCAAUCCGGAUGAGAUCCAGGAGUCAGUAGAGGACAUCGUGGAGCGGUAUGACAACCUGUCUAAAUCUGUUACUGAUCGGAACGAGAAACUGCAGAUCACCCUCACCCGGUCUAUGAGCGUCCAAGACGGCCUAGAUGAGAUGAUGGCGUGGAUGGAGGGAGUGGAGGAGAGUAUGAAAGGAAAAGAGCAAGUACCCCUGGAAUCUGCAGCAAUAACAGACAUCCUCAGUAAAGAGGCAGCACUUGAGCAAGACAUAGCAAGUCGCCAAAGCAGCAUCUCUGCCAUGAAAGCCAAGGUGAAGAAGUUUGUGGAGACCGCAGAUCCUUCUGCAGCCGCCCUGCUGCAGUCCAAGAUGGAUGGUCUGACCCAGCGCUUCUCUGAUGCCUGUGACCAACAUAAGCAGAAGGUGUUGAGGCUGGAGCAGCUGAAGGAUAAAGUGGAGCAGUUUGAGAAGGCUGCGGAGGGAGUCCAGCAAUUUGUUUUGAAGCGUUCACAGGAUUUGCACGAGACGGACGGCCCAGCCAAAAGUUUCAAUGAACUCUCUCAGCUAAUGGAGGAUACCAAAGCCGAGAUGGCUGAACAUGCCAAUGAUUUAGAGAUGCUGCAGAAACUCGUGAAGGAGCUUUCUGAAAUCAGCCCUGAGGGAAACAUGGCCCAGAUCCAAAGCAGGUUGGACACCGUCUCCAACACCUUUGAUGCCUUCAAGGACACUGUGAGAGAGAAGGAAGAUGAAGUUUCAUCCUGUCAGGACCAGCUUGGAGAAUUCAGGUCUGCAGCCGGAGCCCUGACCAAGUGGCUGGAGAAGACCACCGAGGAAGUACCUGCAGUUCAGCCAAGCAGCAGUGAACAAAGUCUCGGAAAGGACCUGCAGAAAGUCACGGGCUUAUUAGAGGAAUGGGAAUCCAAAGGUCCUGAUGUCCAGGACUUAAAUAGCAAAGGAUCAUCACUAUGUAGCCUCAUCAGUGCCCUCACAUCCCCCGCCAAGAUGAAGACGCCUCAUAAAUCAGCUGUUACUAAUGGUGGAGGUCCGGGGAGCCAUUCAUACUUAACCCAUGAAGAGCUGACGGUAGUUCAGCAGAACAUGUCGUUCAUCAAUGAGGGCUACGAGAGCCUGGGAGACAUGCUGAAGAGUCGAGAGGCCGAGUUGAGCGGGUUGGUUGGAGAGCUGAGAGAGGCACAAGAGGAGACUGACUCCAUGAUGACAUGGCUGAAGGACAUGAAAAAGACUGCAGAAACCUGGCGCUCUGCAACUGCAGAGAAAGACUUGGUAAAAACACAACUUGAACAACAAAAGGCUUUUGAAGAGGAGAUGAAGCAAAAGCAAGAAAGUCUCCAGAAGCUCAGACAGAAGCUCAACCUUUUGAUUGAGAAACAGCCAAACUCCCCUGAUGCAGAAAAUUGGAAGCAGAUUCUGGCACAGAUGGAUGAUGCCUGGGCUGACGUCAGUGGCUCUGUGGAGGAGAGGAAGCAGCACCUGGAACAGUCGAAUAGGAACCUGGACAUCUUCCAAACAACAGAGCCACAGCUCCGUCAGUGGCUCUCAGAGAAAGAGCUGAUGAUGAGUGUCCUUGGACCCCUCUCUAUGGACCCUAACAUGCUUAACAUGCAGAAACAACAAGUGCAGAUCCUUCAGAACGAGUUUAAGAGCCGUAAACCACAAUAUGAACAGCUUGAGGAGGCUGCAUCUGCGAUCCUAAGCUCCACCAGCAAGCAGGACCCCUCCAGUGAGAAGAUGGUGAAGGAGCAGCUGACUGCAGUUUCGCAAAAGUGGCAAGGCCUGACAGGGCAGCUGGACCAGCGAGCCAGCCUUAUUGAUGAGGCUGUGGUGAAGACAGGACGAUUCCAGGAGCUGCUGAAAAGUCUCAGUCAGAGUGUCGCUGAGCUGGAGACUCAGCUCAGCAACCAGCAAGGCCACAGCACCCAACCUGAUGCUGUGAAGAAGCAGUUGGAGCAGGUCCACGAUAUUUCUGCUCAGCUGAGAGAGGAGAGGAAAAGGUUGAAGGAGGCGGAGGCCCUCAGUGCUGAGCUCACGGCUAUAGUGACUGAAGACUAUCUCAAAGCAGACUUAGCCAGGCAGUUGGAGAGUGUCAUCAAUCCUUUCAAGCAGCUGGAGGAGAAAGCAGAGAAGCAGAUCCAGCAGCUGAACUCUACCUUCACCACCUCGCAGCAGUUUCAUCAGACCUCCAAAGACUUCCAGGCCUGGCUGAAUGAGAAGCUCCAGGAGCAGUCUACUCAUCAGUCCAUCUCUGCACAUGUAGAUACCUUACGAGAGAGCCUCAAAGAACACAGUUCUCUCCAGUUGACCCUCAGCAAACAUGAGGAAUCUUAUAACACCAUCAUGGGAGAGGGGGAAAUGCUUCUGCAGAACACUGAUGGUGCAGAAAAGUUGGCCCUGCAAGGGCAACUCUCUGCCCUCUGCUCCAACUGGGAAGAAGUAAAAAAGAGUUCAGUGGACCAGGGUGACAAACUUCAGGGUGCUCUGCAGAGAUCUCUGAAGUACCAGGAACAUGCAGAAAAGCUUAACUCUUGGCUCCAGGAGUGUGAGGCCAGUGAGGGCCUUAUCAAACUAGCUGUUGAUCCUGUGGCAGUAGAGAGCUCCCUCUCUCAGCUGAAAGCUCUCCAGAAGGAUGUGGACAAACAUCGAGGGAUGGUGGAACAGCUCAACGCAGCUGCAGAUAGCCUUCUUGAGGUAGCCAAUGCAGAUACCGAAGCUGUCAAAGAGGAGAAGGGAGGCAUUGGCAGAAGAGUAGACAGUGUAAUGGAGGGCCUUCAGCGCAAGAGGGAUUCGCUGGAGAAGAUCUCACAAACUCUGAAGGACUUUAAUGACACUCACAAAGAGGCAAAGUGUUACAUUGAGGGAGCUAAGAAGCAGGUAGACACAUAUGAAUCACAGGGAGUGCAGGCGUACAGCAACAAGAACUUGACUAACAUGAAAGCCCAACAAAAGAGCUUAGAGGGAGUGCAGAACCAGGUUGAGCACCUGAAGAGCCUAGCCAAGAACCUUGUGCUGGAGGCCCCAGAUGCUGAUGGAGUGACAGACCUUUUACUGCAAGCUGACUCUCUGGAUAAAGACUACGGGUCUCUGAGCAGGAAAGUAGAGGAGACUUGUUCAAACUUAGAGAGUAAGCUUCAGGGUAUUGGACAGUUUCAGAACAACAUCCGUGAGAUGUUUACACGAUUCACAGACUAUGAUGAUGAGUUGGAUGGCAUGGAGCCAGUAGGUCGUGACUUGGCCACUCUUAAACAACAGCAGGACAGCAUCCAGAGCUUUUUGGCUAAGCUGCACGAGCUGAUGACAAACACGGCAAAUGCUGGGGACAGCUGUAAGAAGAUGCUAGAGACUGAACCCUCACCAGACCUGUUAGGCCUGAAGAGAGACCUGGACGCUUUAAGUAAGCAAUGUGGCAAACUGUUGGACAGAGCCAAAGGCAGAGAGGAACAAGUGGGGAAUGCUCUCACUAACCUCGAGGAGCUGUACUCUAAACUUGAGCACUUUAUGGAAAACUUGGAUAGAGCCGUGAAUAAAGAAGAGUCCCAGGGUGCAGUUGGCAUGGAGACAGAGGUUAUCAACAAACAGCUGGAGACCUUCAAGGUAUUUCAGAAAGAGGAGAUCGAGCCACUUCAGACACAGCUUCAUGACAUCAACUCGCUUGGCCAGGGGCUCAUUCAGAAUGCUGCCAAAGGCACCAGCACCAAGGCUCUCGAGGACGACUUGGAGGACAUCAACACAAGGUGGAAUACCCUCAACAAAAAGAUUGCUGAGCGUUCAGCCCAGCUGCACGAAGCCCUUUUGCAUUGUGGGAGGUUUCAGGAUGCUCUGGAGUCCCUGCUCAGCUGGCUGACGGACACAGAGGAACUGGUGGCCAAUCAAAAGGCUCCUUCUGCAGAGUUCAAAGUGGUCAAGGCCCAGAUACAGGAGCAGAAACUCUUACAGAGACUGCUGGAUGACCGUAAGCCAACGGUAGAGCUUAUUAAAAAGGAGGGAGGGAAGGUUGCAGAACUGGCAGAGUCUGUGGAUAAGGAGAAGGUUGCAAAAGAGAUCGAAAGCCUGGGGCAGAGGUGGGACACCAUUCUCAAGAAGGCUGAAAACAGGCACAAGCAGCUGGAGAGCAUCCUGGUAGUCACCCAGCAGUUCCAUGAAACCCUGGAGCCCCUGUCUGAAUGGCUGGCCACCACAGAGAAACACCUGGCGAACUCUGAACCCAUCGGCACCGAGACAUCAAAACUGGAAGAGCAGAUCUCCCAGCACAAGGCCUUAGAGGAGGACAUUAUGAAUCACAGUAAAAACCUGUAUCAGGCGGUCAGCCUGGGACAGAUGCUCAGAGCCGUGAGCUCAGUGGAUGAUAAAGAGUUGGUCCAGGCAAAACUGGAUGCUACCCAGGCCGGUUUUAUAGAGCUCCAGGAGCGCUGCAGAAGGAAGGCUGAGAUGCUGCAGCAGGCUCUGGCAAAUGCCCAGGUCUUCGGAGAGGAUGAGGUGGCCCUCAUGAACUGGCUCAAUGAGGUGCACACUAUGCUGAGCGAGGUGGCUAUGGAAGACUACAAAGCAGACAUUCUUGAAAAGCAGCUUGCAGAACAACGGGCUUUGCAAAGUGAAAUAGAGUUGAAAAAACAGAGUGUGGACCAAGCCAUCUCUAAUGGCAUGGAGUUACUGAAGCAAACAACAGGUGAUGAGGUUGUUGUCAUUCAGGGCAAAUUGGAUGGAAUCAAAACAAAGUAUGCUGAGAUCAGUGCCAUGAGCGGGAACGUGUCGCAGACCUUGGAGCGGGCUCUGACUCUUUCUACCAAGCUGCAGUGUACUCAUGAGCAGCUCAGCUCCUGGCUGGAGAAAGUAGAAGCUGAGAUCAGUGCCUUUGCUGCCCAAGAACCGGCUGGAGAGCAGCUCACUCACGCACAAGACCGACAGAGAGUCUUGUUGAAGGAGUCAAAAGAGCAAAAGCCCCUGCUGGAUAAACUGAACGAACUGAGCAGUUCUCUCCUGGAUCUGGUCCCAUGGCACACUCGUGAGGGUCUGGACAAGAUGGUGACUGAGGAUAAUGAGCGGUACAGGACUGUUCGUGACACCAUUACCCAGCAUGUCGACCAGAUAAACGCCGACAUACUGAAGUCACAGCAGUUUGAACAAGCAGCAGAUGGUGAACUUGCUUGGCUGACUGAGGCUGAGAAGAAGCUGUCGUCGAUGAGCGAGAUCAGGCUGGAGCAAGACCAAACCACUGCUCAGCUCCAGGCACAGAAGGUCCUCUCUAUGGACAUCAUGAGACAUAAAGACACUGUGGAUGAGAUUGUGAAAACAGGCAAGGCCCUCGUGAACAGCAAAAACCAGGAGGAAAAACAAGCCUUGAUGGACAAGAGUCAGACUCUGUUGGACAAGUAUGGUGUUGUUAGUCAGCUGAAUUCAGAGCGUUGUCUGCAGUUGGAGCGAGCCCAGUCUCUAGUCAGCCAGUUCUGGGAGACCUAUGAGGAGUUGUGCCCCUGGCUUCAGGAGACCUUGAUGACCUUUAGUCAGCUGCAUCCACCUGCCAUUGAAUAUGAAACUCUCAGGCAGCAGCAAGAAGAACUCAGGCAAAUGAGAGAGCUAAUCGCCGAGCACAAGCCACAUAUUGACAAGAUGAAUAAGACGGGUCCCCAGCUACUGGAGCUGAGUCCAGUGGAAGGGGAGCCCAUCAGAGAGAAGUACACAGUAACCGACCAGCUGUACACCCAGCUCAAAGCAGAUGUCAAGCAGAGAGCUGCCACUCUGGACGAGGCCAUCUCCAAAUCCACACAGUUCCAUGAUAAGAUUGACCCCAUGCUGGAAUCCCUGGAAAGAAUUGCCGAGCGCCUUCGCCAGCCUCCCUCCAUCUCGGUAGAGGUUGACAAGAUAAGGGAGCAGAUUGCUGAGAAUAAAGCUGUCUAUGUGGACUUGGAGAAACUGCAGCCCUCCUAUGAGACCCUGAAGCAGCGAGGCGAAGAAAUGAUUGCACGGUCAGAAGGGGCAGACAUGGACAUUUCUGCCAAAGCUGUACAAGACAAACUGGACCAGAUGGUGUUCAUCUGGAACGACAUCCAGGCCUUGCUGGAGGAACGGGAGGCUAAGCUCCUGGAUGUGAUGGACCUGGCAGACAAGUUCUGGUGUGACCACUGCGCCCUGAUCGCCACCAUCAAAGACAGCCAGGACCUGCUGAAAGAGCUGGAGGAGCCAGGAGUCGAUCCUUCGGUGGUCAAACAGCAACAGGAGUUUGUGGAGGGGUUCAAAGAAGAAAUAGAUGGACUGCAGGAAGAGCUUGAUGUGGUCCAGAACCUGGGGGCUGAGCUUAUGACUGCCUGUGGGGAGCCUGAUAAACCUGUGAUGAAGAAAAGCCUCGAUGAGGUGAACACAGUGUGGGAAAGUCUGAAUAAAACAUGGAAGGAGCGGGGAGAGAGGCUAGAAGAAGCCAUGCAGACUGCUGUACAGUUCCAGGAUGGCCUACAGGGUAUGUUUGACUGGGUGGAUAUACUGGAGGGCAAACUGGAAUCCAUGUCACCCGUGGGCACAGACCUGGAAACUGUCAAGCAGCAGAUAGUAGAACUGAAGGAGUUCAAAGUGGAGGCGUACCAGCUGCAGAUCGAGAUGGAGCGUCUCAGUCACCAGGCGGGCCUCCUACUGAAGAAGGUGGUGGAGGAGGGUGACCGCUGUGCAAUCCAGGAGCCCAUGUCUGAGCUUAAGAUGCUGUGGGACAGCUUGGAUGAGAAGAUUAUUAACAGACAGCACAAACUAGAAGGAGGCCUGCUGGCUUUGGGACAGUUCCAGCACGCGCUGGAUGAGCUUCUGGCAUGGAUGACCCAUACCGAGGAGCUGCUCAACGAACAGAGAAAGGCUGGAGGAGAUCCCAAAGCCAUUGAGAUCGAGCUUGCCAAGCACCAUGUUCUCCAGAAUGAUGUGUUUGCUCAUAAGACCACGGUGGAGACGGUGAACAAGGCUGGUAGUGACCUGGUUCAAUCCAGUGCUGGAGAAGAAGCUGCCAGUCUGCAGAGCAAACUGGAGAAUCUCAACCAGCGAUGGAAGACCAUCUUGGAGAAGACAGAGCAGAGAAAACAGCAACUGGAAAGUGUCCUGCUCCAGGCCCAAGGUUUCCAUGGUGAGAUAGAAGAUAUGCAGCAAUGGCUGAAAGACACAGAACGUCAGCUGUUGGCAUCAAAGGCUGUGGGAGGCUUACCAGACACGGCCCGGGAGCAGCUUACCGCCCAUCUGGAGUUGUGCUCCACCUUUGAGGCGAAGGAGGAGCUGUAUCAGAUGCUGAUGAGUAAGGGUCAACAGCUGCUCACCAUGACCCCUGAGUGCCCGGAGAGCAACACGGAGCAGGACCUCGCAAACCUGAGGGAGAAAUGGGAAGCUGUGCAGGCAAAGGUUGCUGAGAAAAAGGUUAAACUGGAGGAAGCCUUGACCAUGGCCACAGAUUUCCACAACUCCCUGCAGGACUUCAUCAACUGGCUCACUCAAGCCGAGCAGACGCUGACUAUGGUUUCUCCAGCUUCCCUCAUACUGGAAACCAUUAUGUUUCAGAUAGAUGAACACAAGGUUUUUGUGACCGAGGUGAACUCCCACAGAGAACACAUCAUCGAGCUGGACAAGACAGGCACACACCUGAAGUACUUCAGCCAGAAGCAGGAUGUGGUCCUGAUCAAGAACCUGCUCCUCAGUGUGCAAGGCCGCUGGGAGAAGCUGGUCCAGCGGUCCGUGGAGAGGGGUCGUCUUCUGGAUGAUGCCAGAAAGAGGGCUAAACAGUUCCACGAAACAUGGAAUAAGCUGAUGGAAUGGCUGGAUGAGUCUGAGAAGGCGUUGGACUCGGAGGUGGAAAUAGCAAAUGAUCCUGACAAGAUCAAGAUGCAGCUGGCCCAGCACAAGGAGUUCCAGAAAGCUCUUGGCAGCAAGCACUCCGUGUACGACACCAGCACGAGAACAGGGCGGGCACUGAAGGACAAGACCUCCCUGCAAGAUGACAAUCAGAAGCUGGAUGACAUGCUUAGUGAACUGAGGGACAAAUGGGACACGAUCUGUGGCAAGUCCGUCGAGAGACAAAACAAGCUCGAGGAGGCGCUGUUGUUUUCUGGCCAGUUCACAGAUGCACUCCAGGCUCUCAUUGACUGGCUUUACAAGGUGGAACCUCAGCUGGCUGAGGACCAGCCAGUCCACGGAGACAUCGACCUCGUCCUCAACCUGAUUGACAACCACAAGGUCUUCCAGAAGGAGUUGGGUAAAAGGACCAUGAGUGUUCAGGCCCUCAAGCGUUCAGCCCGGGAGUUGAUCGAGAGCAGUCACGAUGACUCCUCCUGGGUCAAAGUCCAGAUGCAGGAGCUUAGCACCCGCUGGGAGACUGUGUGCUCCCUCUCGGUGUCCAAGCAAGAUCGGCUGGAGCAAGCUCUGUGUCAGGCGGAGGAGUUUCACUCUACAGUUCACAUCCUGUUGGAGUGGUUGGCUGAGGCAGAGCAGAGCUUACGCUUUCAUGGCAGUCUGCCCGAUGAUGAAGAGGCCCUCCGUACUCUGAUCGAGCAACACAAGGAGUUCAUGAAGAAACUGGAGGAGAAGAGAGUGGGUCUGAACAAAGCAAUCAGUAUGGGAGAGGCUAUCUUGAGCAUCUGCCAUCCAGACUCUAUAACGACCAUCAAACACUGGAACACAAUCAUUAAGGCCCGAUUCGAGGAGGUUCAGGCGUGGGCCAGACAGCAUCAGCAGCGCCUGGUUGGGGCCCUCAACGAGCAGUUGGCCAUGCAAGACCUGCUUGAGAGUCUGCUUAGUUGGCUGCAGUGGGCUGAGACCAAUGUCAAUGACAAAGACAAGGAACCAUUGCCACAGGAGAUAGAGGAGGUCAAAAGUCUCAUAGCAGAGCACCAGGCAUUCAUGGAGGAAAUGACCAGGAAGCAACCAGAUGUUGACAAGAUCACCAAGACACACAAAAGGAAGGUUGCAAUGGAGCCCCAAAUCCAGUCUCAGAUCCCUGUGCUCGACAAAGGAAGAGCUGGAAGAAAGCGCUCUCCCACGCAAGCCAUGUACCAGUCAGCUACACAAGCCCCCAUUGAGACCAAGAACCCACAAGUGAACUUGCUGGUCAGCAAGUGGCAGCAAGUGUGGCUGCUGGCUCUUGAUAGGAGGAGGAAACUCAAUGAUGCCUUGGACAGGUUGGAGGAGUUGAAAGAAUUUGCCAACUUUGACUUCGAUGUGUGGCGCAAGCGCUACAUGCGCUGGAUGAACCAUAAAAAGUCUCGCGUCAUGGACUUCUUCCGCCGUAUUGACAAGGAUCAGGAUGGCAAGGUCACCAGGCAGGAGUUCAUAGAGGGCAUUCUCUCCUCUAAAUUCCCCACCAGUCGUCUGGAGAUGAGCGCCGUGGCAGACAUAUUUGACAGAGACGGCGAUGGCUACAUUGACUACUAUGAGUUUGUGGCAGCUCUUCAUCCCAACAAAGAUGCUUACAAGCCGCUAACCGAUGCAGACAAAAUUGAAGAUGAGGUUACACGCCAAGUGGCAAAAUGCAAAUGUCCAAAGCGAUUCCAAGUGGAGCAAAUCGGUGCAAAUAAAUACAGGUUCUACCUUGGAAACCAGUUUGGAGACUCGCAGCAGCUCCGCCUUGUGCGCAUCCUGCGCAGCACGGUGAUGGUGCGGGUGGGGGGCGGCUGGAUGGCUCUGGACGAGUUCCUGGUGAAGAACGACCCCUGUCGAGCUAAAGGCAGGACCAACGUGGAGCUGAGGGAGAAGUUCAUCCUCCCAGAAGGCACCUCGCAGGUGAUGGCAAGUUUCCGCUACCGGGGAAGGAGGUCUCGGCCCUCAUCCAGAGCUGCCUCUCCAAACCGGUCCAACUCCAGCCACAGCUGUCCGCUUCAGGCAAACCCACUAAUGACCAAGACUCCCCAACACAUUACCAGAAAUUAUGAUAAACCGUGGCUUGCAAACAGCAAACCCUCAACUCCUCUUAAAUCAUCCGACUCCUUCGGGAGCCAAGGGUCAUCCUCUGAGAACACACCGGUUCAGGGCAGCAAGUUACGUCUGCCUGGGUACUUAUCCGGGAAAGGAUUUCAGUCCAGCGAGGAGGGAACGCUGAUCAAUGCUGCGGUGCUGAAGGCUCGAGCACAGACGUUAGGUGAGCUGAGAAAAGCCGGCAGUCGACCUGGAAGUAAAGCGGGGAGCAGAGGCAGCAGCCGGAGGGGCAGCGACGCCUCCGACUUCGACAUCUCCGAUAUUCAGUCGGUGUGUUCAGACAUGUCCGAGACCGUGGGCGACGUGACUCGAGCGACGCCCCGCUCCGCAUCCCGCCAGCGCGGAGUAAAACCCUCCAAGAUCCCCACUCCUCAGAGGAGAUCCACCCCCGCGAGCAAGCUGGCCAAGGGAUCGAAGCGAUAGUCAGUGGCCUUGAACGAACCCCUGGAACCAGACGCUCCCUGAGACAAAACGGACACUGGAGAUUCAUAAACUUAAAAGACUGCCAUGUGUUGUGUUAUUUAAGAUGUCGCGAAGAUGUAAAAUAUUCUGUUGAAAGGAAAUAUGGAUUAAUUUUAUGUGAGAAUGGAAUGUCAAUGGCCUUGUGUUUCUGGUCUUAAUGUAUUUUAUUAUUUUGUGAAAAAUGUUCAUUUGUUUUUAUUGCUUUAUUUUAUUGAUGCGAAACCUGUAGAGGUUUGAAAGACAAGAAAAGAAAAACCCGAGGAAGACGACGUUAACGUGAACUAAUAUUUGUACACGAGUAAUGAACUGCAACAUGCAGGAUUGCACUCUUGAGUUCCUGAAUGCACUGUAAUUUAUGUAUGCUGAUGUGUGGGAUGGGUGGUGCAUUACCGCACCAUCCAAAACACUGCGAUUAUCUAUCUAUUUAAAGUGCUAUGAUAUACUGCCAACACGCAUUUAAGGGGCAAUACAGUAUAACACAAGAUACCACAGUGAACACUGCAGAAACUCCUGAAAAGAGAAUGAAAAAAGUAAAACCACUACUGAAGGCGAGUUCACGCUAAAGCCCCCGAAUUAACUGUAGUACAGCUUGUAAGUCCCGUUGUUCAACAGCAGCCGCAGUCCCUGUUUCGUUUGAUCAGCUCACAGCAGUGUUAGGAGUAAACCUGGAGGUGGCGCUCCAUAGUAGGCAUCCUGUAGUGUGUCCCUGUCAGCGUACGGUUACUUUCAGUUCAACUCAAAUGAUUUCUGUAUCAUAUUUGUAAUAAACCUGCUUGCAGAAAGCUACCGUGA
Molecule: messenger RNA, 22749 nt
Organism: Lampris incognitus (smalleye Pacific opah)
Lineage: Eukaryota; Metazoa; Chordata; Actinopteri; Lampriformes; Lampridae
Gene: dst
Product: dystonin
Exons: 100
Coding region: 1-21918 (7305 amino acids)
Biological process (GO): intermediate filament cytoskeleton organization; wound healing; cytoplasmic microtubule organization
Cellular component (GO): focal adhesion; hemidesmosome; cytoplasm
Molecular function (GO): microtubule binding; calcium ion binding; structural molecule activity
Source: RefSeq, a predicted model, not a curated record